AUGAAGUUAUUGUUUGUGUUAGCAUUUAUCGGAGCAGCAUGGUACGCCAUGGAAAAAACACUUUACACAUGGUUGCCCACCAAUUAUGCGUUUGAUCAGGAUACUCUGCAUGCCAUUGCCAACCGUGUCAUUGCCACGCACAACAGUUUGGGCGAAAAAACCACCACGGAGGCUUUGUUGAAAGACGUAAGAGAUGAAUUGGCGCUAUACUACGGUGACGAUUACAUCAACAAAUAUGUGAGUGAAGAAUGGGUCUUCAACAAUGCAGGCGGGGCCAUGGGCCAGAUGCUCAUUUUGCAUGCGUCGUUUUCCGAAUAUUUGAUUCUUUUCGGCACGGCUGUGGGCAACGAAGGUCACAGCGGUGUCCACUUUGCCGAUGACUACUUUACUAUUCUCAAAGGUACUCAAUACGCCUCGCUGCCAUACAAUCCUUCACCUGAGAUUUACACUGCGGGCAUGAUGCACCACAUGAAGAAGGGCGAAGCCAAGCAGUACGGCAUGGCUCGUGAAUCGUUUGCGCUUGAAUACGCACGCGGUUGGAUUCCCUGCAUGUUGCCAUUUGGGUUCCUAGAUACGUUUACCAGUACUCUGGACUUUUACACCUUGUACAGAACCGUGUAUUUGACUGGUAGGGACAUGCUAAAGAACCUGGUGGUCAACAAAAAGUUUUAA
Messenger RNA from Lachancea nothofagi CBS 11611, 672 nucleotides. Lineage: Eukaryota; Fungi; Ascomycota; Saccharomycetes; Saccharomycetales; Saccharomycetaceae. The record is from the annotation of a GenBank genome assembly.